ACCGAUAACAUCUUUAAUAUAUUCUUCCAUUAAUUACACAUCAUGUCAUCUUCAGUACAAGCUCCAGGUGGCUUAAGAAGCGCAGCCAAGAGAAAGGCUAAUGCCGACAAGAAGGCCCAAUCUGCUAAUGCCAUGCCAUUAUCUACUAGAGCUGCUGGUGCCGGUGGUUCAUCUGCUACCAUGAUGAAGUUGUUCACCGAUGAAGCCCAAGGUUUGAGAGUCGACCCAUUGGUUGUUCUUUUCCUUGCUGUUGGUUUCAUUUUCUCUGUCAUUAUCUUGCACGUUUUCGCCAAGAUAACCGGCAAAUUUUCAGCUUGA
[Candida] anglica is the source of this 318-nucleotide messenger RNA. Lineage: Eukaryota; Fungi; Ascomycota; Pichiomycetes; Serinales; Debaryomycetaceae. The record is from the annotation of a GenBank genome assembly.